UCAAGUACGAGGGCAUGUCGGAUGAAUUCUGAGGUGGCGCUUGUCAAGCUAAGCAGCUUGGUCGCUAGCUGUCAGCAGAGUACAAGUCAGAGUUGCGGGCAGCGACGCUGAGCUCCACGGCUCUUCCCCGACCUCUUCACCUGACUGCACAUUUGACAGGACGGAGUUAAAAUGUCUGCCUGCUCGUGUGGCCGCGUGUCUGUGGUCGCUCUCACCUGAGCGAGACAGGUGCUAACUGUUAGCCUGUUAGCAGCCCGGGUUGUUUACUGCACCAGCCGCCUCCACUGCGGCUCUGCACGGAUUUCCACUGUACGCUCUGCUGAUUUGAGGAGUAUCACGAGAUGUUCCUGGUGGGGCUGACGGGAGGUAUCUCCUCAGGGAAAAGCACGGUGUCUUCAAUGCUGCGGGAGCUCGGCUGCCCUAUUAUUGAUGCUGAUGUUGUGGCCAGGAAAGUCGCAGAGCCCCACACACGUGCCUAUUCCCGCAUCGUCUACCACUUCGGGCCGGAGAUCCUGCUCGAGAACGGGGAGAUCGACCGGCAGAAGCUGGGCCAGCUCAUCUUCGCCAACGAGGAGAAGAGGAAGCUGCUGAACUCCAUCACCCACCCGGAGAUCCAUAAAGCGAUGCUGAAAGAGAUCCUGUACUACUUUCUCAGAGGUUACCGCUAUGUGGUGCUGGAUGUUCCACUUCUCUUUGAAACCAGACGACUCACUCAGUUUCUCAACCACACUGUAGUAGUUUACUGUGACCCUGCCACUCAGCUAUCGCGCUUGAUGCAGAGGGACGGCCUGACCCAAGAGCAGGCCGAGCAGCGCGUGGCCGCACAGAUGCCGCUCAAUGAGAAGCGCGGCUUGGCCAGUCACGUUAUCGAGAACUCAGGCAGCCGAGAGGACACCCACCGGCAGGUCCUGCGGUUGCACACAAAGCUGGAGGACUCCAUGGACUUCCUCUUAGUUAGAGUCAUUGCCAUUGCAGCCACUACAGGUCUGGGAGGGAUACUGCUGUAUGCAGCCAAGAUACUUUUGUCCUAACAGAGGAGAGAUGGGGGGAGGGUUCGUGGUCCAGGAUGUGGUCAAAUAUGAGGGUGUGAAUAGAAGCAGGUGAAGGCACGUCAGGGGUACUGGUGCAGUUCACUGUGAGAUUAGUUUCACAGCACCCAGCGCUACAGCUCUGAGGUGUGACAGGCUCUGUUUGCAGUUAACACUGACUUACUUUAUUGACACAACGUGCACUGACAAACAUGGUUUGGUUUGAAGGGUUUCUAUGUGCAAUUUCAGUUGGUUUUUACUCCAAGACACUAAAAAUAACAUGCAGUCCCUUAGAGGCUCAGUCGCUUUACAAGCUCGCUGAUGCUCUCAACAGUGAUGAAACUCACAACUAACGGCAGUAAAUGUAAAAGGCAGAAUUGUACAAACUGAAGAGAUUUUAUUUUGUUACACUUAAUACAGCUAUCCAAAUGAGACAUUCUGGGUGAUUUGUAUAGACUGUAAAUCUCAACACCAGACAGUAGAAAGAGCAAAUGGAGUAGUAAAAGGCUGUUCAUUCUUAACAACUAUAGAUUUGGAUUUUGUCAUCUAAUGGCACGAACUGAUGAUUUUUAGUUCAGUAUGUCAAAACUAUACUACAGAAGAAGAUGAGGGCUUCUGUGAAAAAUGUAUUUGAGUUUUGACAGGUUUUUCUUUCCUCAGAAUUCUUUAACAACGUCAGAACUGAAAUAAAGUUUUCACCGUGGCCUUGACCCUCUUCCGUACUGUCCCCAGUCUAGAAUAUAUUUUAAAAUUUAAAAAUGCUGUUUAGGGAUCGGACACCUACUGAUUGUAUGUUGAUGCCCCUCAUGAUGAAGAUUAAUGACAGAAUGUAUUUGACAAUCCAUAUUUAAUGGGAACAGUGUGAAUCUACACAAAUUAACAGACUUUAUAUUUAUCACUGUAUUUUCUUAUACUACACAGCUGUCCUCUGUAAAUACUAAAUCUGUGAUUUCCUUUUUUGUUUGUUUGUUUCCUGUGCAGUGCGCACCCUCAACUUGUAACUAAAACACAGCAUUUGUAACAUUAGCUGCUUGAAUGAAAUAUAAAUGAUCCAAUACUACUGUUUUAAAGUAACA
Acanthopagrus latus (yellowfin seabream) is the source of this 2104-nucleotide messenger RNA. RefSeq names its product dephospho-CoA kinase domain containing (gene dcakd). The record is from RefSeq and is a predicted model, not a curated record. Gene Ontology annotation, biological process: coenzyme A biosynthetic process. Lineage: Eukaryota; Metazoa; Chordata; Actinopteri; Spariformes; Sparidae. The transcript has 5 exons. Gene Ontology annotation, molecular function: ATP binding; dephospho-CoA kinase activity. Bases 342 to 1031 code for a protein of 229 amino acids.